AUUAAAUUGUGGAGACGUUUGUUUGAUUUUCAGAGUGUCAAAGAGAAACCAAAGACGAAAUUUAUUAUUAUUUUUCACAAUCGCCGUCUCCCCUUCAACACUUCUAUACGCUCGCUUCUUCAUCAUCUCUCCUUCUCUCUAUCUCUCUAUCUCUCUAUCUCUCUCUCUCCGCCGUCCCUUUCCUCUCCGCCGUUUUCCCUUCUCUCCGCCACCGGCACCGCCACUUCGGCUGAAGCUGACCGAACCGAACCGAACAAACAGACAAAAACCCUAUUCGCUCUUCCGAACAACCCAAGCCUCAUUUUCUCUCAUUCCCAAUCCCUUUCCCUCUCUCUCUCUCUCUCUCCGCCGCCGCUUUCUUUUUUCACACUCUGAAACUCUCUCUCGCUCUAUCUAUCUAUCUAUUCUGUUGUUGCCCUCUUCAGACGCAUUUCCUUUUUGUUUUCGGGAUAUACAGCAACCACUGGGAGGCAGUUAUUGAAACAGUUGCGCCUUCUGGGGUUCGUCAAUCAGUCUUGAGGGUAGGGUUAGUUCUUCGUCUUCAUCGGAUAUCUCACAGGUUAUAUUAUCUAUCUCUUCUGUAUUUCUCUUGCGGGUUUGGACCUCUGCGGAUUUUAUUUUUUUUUCGGAAGGUGCAUAUUUGGUUUAGGGUUUCUGAUAUAUUUUUUUGGGGGGGCACAUUCAAUCGGAGUUGGGAUUCUGGGUUAUUCCAAUUUCUUGUUUCUUUAGGGUUUCUUUUUAUUCUCUCUGAUCGAACUGUUUUGACCUGGACAAUCUUAUGUUUUGAAAUUGCUUCACCUCUUUAUUCGUGAGGUAUACCUUCUUUAUGUUUCUGCAUCUCAACCGAUGACCUCAAAGAUGAGGGUUUUCUGAGCGUGUUUUGCUGACCGAAUCUACACUUAAUCAAACACGGAGGCCGGGAGACGACAGUGAGGCCUUUCCUUUUUUACCAUUCUUUUUAAUUGAACCGCUUCAUCUUAUGCUUGCUAUUUCCUCUGUUUUCAUCCUCUGAUAUUCCACUCCCGUGUGAGAGUUAGGUAUAUUGAUUUUGCACAUAAGAUAAGAUGAAUCCCGUUCAGAAUGCGUUCAGCUUGUAGCCAGAUUGGUAGCUACUUGCUUUGAUACCGGUGGCUGUGAAGUAGGAUAGUUGUAGAAGAUAGACUUCUUUAGUAGCAUUCAGGAUAUAAAUUUUGAGAACCAUUCUCUUGGUUCACUACCGUGGGCGAGUUUGAAACUCUGAAGCAAUUCACUGCGCAUGCCUAUCUUUGCUGGAAACCUGGAUAUGCCAUAAAGUUGAUGACACAAACGGUUUGUUGCCGUGACUUGCAUAGUCAGGGAUACUCGUGAAAGUUCAUCCAGCUUAAAAUAGAAGGCAUUUGAAAUAAUAAAGUACAGGCUAGGGUUUUAUAAAUUCCUCUGCACAAGGAGUACGGUUUUUGGAAAUUUGAGGUGGUAAAGAAGGCAAGAAGUGUUUUUUUCUUCUGAUAUUUUGAUCAUGUUCAAUAUUCCUUAUGGAAAGAAGUGAACCCACAUUAGUUCCAGAAUGGUUGAGAAGUACUGGAAGCGUUACUGGUGGCAGCAAUUCAAACCACCAUUUUCCGUCAUCUUCUUCCCACUCAGAUGUGCCAUCUCUAUCUCAAUCAAGAAAUAGAAUUUCCAAGACCACUGGCGAUUUUGACACUUCGCGUUCUGCUUUCCUUGAUCGGACAUCUUCAUCAAAUUCAAGGAGAAGUUCGAGCAAUGGUUCUUCCAAACAUGCAUAUAGUAGCUUUAACAGGGGUCAUCGUGAUAAGGACCGUGAGAAAGAAAAGGACAGGUUAAACUUUGGGGAUAGUUGGGACCGUGACUCUCCUGACCCUCUGGGAAAGAUUCUUUCCAACAAGAUUGAUAAGGAUGCUCUGCGGCGGUCCCAUUCAAUGGUAUCCAGGAAGCUAGGUGAGCGUGAGUUGUUUCAUAGAAGAGCUGCAACAGAAUUAAAAAAUCACAACAACAGCAAUGGAAUUCUUUCUGGAACUAGUGUCAGCAGUAGCAUUCAGAAAGCUGUAUUUGAAAAAGAUUUCCCAUCACUGGGUUCUGAAGAAAAGCAGGGAGCAUCAGAAAUUGGAAGAGUUUCAUCUCCUGGUUUGAGCUCACCAGUUCAAAGCUUGCCUAUUGGAAAUUCAGCCUUAAUUGUUGGUGGAGAGGGAUGGACCUCUGCUCUUGCUGAGGUGCCCAGUAUGAUUGGAAGCACCACAGGGUCAUCGUCGUUUCAACAAACUGUUCCUGCUACAUCAGGGGCAGGGCCUCUGAGUGUGACAGCCGGACUUAAUAUGGCUGAAGCGUUGGUGCAGGCUCCAUCUCGAGCUCGUGCUACUCCCCAGGUAUCUGAGUUAUCUGUCAAGACCCAGAGGCUCGAGGAAUUGGCUAUUAAACAGUCCAGGCAAUUAAUACCAGUGACGCCUUCUAUGACUAAAGCUAUGGUGCUUAAUCCUUCGGAUAAAUCAAAGCCCAAAUUAGCAUCAAGAACUGGAGAACUUAAUGUAACCAUCAAGGGUGGACAACAACAGCCCUUGUCAGUUCAUGCCAACCAAUCUCGUGGAGGACUUGUCAAGUCUGAUGCUCAAAAGAGUGCUCAUGGGAAGUUUCUUGUUUUGAAACCUGUAAGAGAAAAUGGUAUCUCCCUUGCAGCAAAGGAUGUCUCAAGUCCUACUAGUAAUGCAAACAGCAUGGCAGUAAAUAGCCAGUUCGCUCUUGCAUCUGCAGUUGCACAUGCUCCUUUGAGAAGCCCAAAUAAUACAAAUGUUUCUUCCGUGGAGCGCAAAAUUGCUAGCUUAGAUCUCAAAUCUGGAACAACUUUGGAAAAAAGACCGUCCUUAUCUCAAGUCCAGAGCCGGAAUGAUUUCUUUAACCUCAUUAAGAAGAAAACUUCAAUGAGUUCUGCUGUACUCUCAGAUUCAUGCUCUUCUGUUAAAUCUCCUUCAAUUAGCCAUUCUAAUGAACUAACAAGGGAAGAAACGGAUAUGCCUGCAAGUCCUCGUGUUAUUGAAAAUGGUGCUGUGGAGAAUAGAAAUGGAGAUGGUUCUGAAGAGGUUCGUGCGUCUUGUGACACUGGUGAAAAAACUGAGAGCCACGUUGCUGCAGAAUCUCUAGAUGAAGAGGAGGCUGCUUUUCUUCGUUCUCUUGGAUGGGAUGAAAACUGUGGUGAGGACGAAGGCCUUACUGAAGAAGAAAUCAAUUCUUUCUACCGUGAGUACAUGAACUUGAAGCCAUCUCUGAAAAUGGGCCGAUGCAUUAAGCCAAAGAUAUUUGUGCCAUCUGAAUCUCAUGAGGACAGCAAGGAUGGAGCCGGUUCUGAAUUGAGUUCAUCUGACUCGGAAGCCUGAAUUACUUUUUUUCUUUUUCACCCAUGAGAAGUUCUAGUUCACAAUUUUUAAUGGCAGUGGAGUUAGUUUUUUUUUUCCUUUUUCUUUUUAAUUUUUUUCCCUUUCUUUUUGUUUUCAUGGUUUUAAAGAAAUGCUGAUGAGAGUUGGGUUGGAAGAAGAGGUGGAUGUUAAUUGAACACUGAACAGUGCAAAUAGUGCAAUAAGUUACAGUUGCCCAAAUCAUCCUUGCUGCCUACCUUUACAGCGGGAGUUUUUGCGGUUUUUUAAAAAGGGCAGUUGCUAAGGUUUGGCAGGCCGCCUGAAAGAUGUGUAUGGAAAUUGCAUCUUUUGGUUUAUUUUGCUUUUUGAUUCUGGAAGUUGCUAGAAAAAAAGGGGGGAAAAAAAAAGGUGUUUCUGCUUCUUCAAAGGAAAUUGGGAAAUUAUGGAAAAAUGAAAAAGGUUUCUAUCUUCGUUCGUUCGGUAUAUAUUGAUUUGUUGUUUGGGAUGUUACCUUCCUACAGUUGGGUAGUAUUAUAUUAGACUUGUUUGACAUUGAAUAAA
Benincasa hispida (wax gourd) is the source of this 3902-nucleotide messenger RNA. RefSeq names its product C-jun-amino-terminal kinase-interacting protein. The record is from RefSeq and is a predicted model, not a curated record. NCBI's taxonomy places the organism in Eukaryota, Viridiplantae, Streptophyta, Magnoliopsida, Cucurbitales, Cucurbitaceae.